AUGUUAAGAAGAAGAUACGGUGGUGCUGUUUCUAUUAUUCCCAGCAACAACAAGUUUCUCCCUCCUGGUCGUUCCGUUUCGACGUGCAUGUUAUCAAAGGUACUCUCUAACACUAACAAUAACAAUAACACUAACACUAUUCCCUAUGAUGAUGAUUCUGGGUCUAGGGUUAUUCUUCCUGAUUACUUAUGCUUCAACAAGUACAUUUCUGCUGUUACUUGGUUUGAAAACAAUCUCUCUGAUGGUUACGCUUCCAUAUCCGAAUAUAACGCCGUUUUAUCUUCCCUUCUUAGAAUGGGAUAUCACCCUACUGUUCUUUCCUUUGCUCAACAAUUGGAGGAAUCCCACAACAACCAUCUUCAACGUGUUCUCCCAGACAUUCAUACUUGGACAAUCCUCAUCAAAGCUCACGCUUUCGAUGGUAACAUGUUUUCCGCCAUGUCUUUCUUCCAUAAAAUCAUAAACAACGGUCACCGUCCUACUGCUGAGGAAACUUUGAAUAUUCUUCUCCAUGGUUUUUGUGUCCGCCACCAGAUUCACAAAGCAAUGCUCUUUUACAAUUAUAUCGUACUAAAAAAUGAAAAUGGUGCUGGUUUUAAGUGGAACUAUCAUAGUUAUCUUAUUCUAAUCACUGGAUUAUGUCGGAUAGGAGAAACUCAAUCAGCCAUCCAGUUGUUGAGAAAGGCUUUACAGAUUGAGAUUGACACGGAAAGUCUUCAUGCUUUUACUGUCAUGCGCUGUUAUAACACAAUCAUAUUCAGGCUAGCUUGCAAAGAUAGACUUAUAAACCAAGCUUAUGAUUUAUAUUCUGAAAUGAAGCUUCAUGGUAACAAUGUCUCACCUAAUUCUCACACAUAUCAUCAUCUAAUCUUUGGCUAUUGUAUCAUCGGUCAAUUUAAACAAGCAAUUCGUUUAUUUAAAGAGUUCAAGGCAUCAAUAAACAUCCGUCCAUGUCUUCUUACUAUAGCAGUUACCGAAAGAGAGGUGAAAUCUGCUAAAAGUGUAGUAGCUGUCAUGAUAAAAGGUGGUCUCAGACCUAAUGUUGCUAGUUAUCACUCGGUUAUUGAUAGAUUGUACAAAGGUCAAUCACGAAGAAGAGUUAUGAAUAAGAUUGCACAAAAGGUGGAUACAUUGGUACGCCCCAAAAUUUUUCCCGAUGGCUACUACGAUUAUAUGUGA
Messenger RNA from Medicago truncatula (barrel medic), 1179 nucleotides. Its product is annotated as pentatricopeptide repeat-containing protein At1g12775, mitochondrial. Gene Ontology annotation, molecular function: protein binding. The transcript has a single exon. The record is from RefSeq and is a predicted model, not a curated record. NCBI's taxonomy places the organism in Eukaryota, Viridiplantae, Streptophyta, Magnoliopsida, Fabales, Fabaceae. Bases 1 to 1179 code for a protein of 392 amino acids.